Molecule: messenger RNA, 2423 nt
Organism: Bemisia tabaci
Lineage: Eukaryota; Metazoa; Arthropoda; Insecta; Hemiptera; Aleyrodidae
Source: RefSeq, a predicted model, not a curated record
AAACUUUCACAAUUUCGACCGAUUUUCAACGCUAAUUUUGAAAAACGCGCGCGACGGCGAUCAAAAGACGUGCGCGCGCCGGGCCGUUUUCGGGUGCGUUCGGGACAUCGAUGGGUGACCUGUUGCGAUAGAUAACCGCGAAAUACCGCGUAACCGCGUUACCACUUCCCUCCAUUUACGCCAACGAGGGACGCAUGCCUCAAAUUUUCCGGUUUUCGAAGUGCCACUAAGUAAUAUUUUUGUGAUUUUCAUUACCGUUGUGAAAAUUUUGUGCUGACAGGAGUCACUGAAGUGAUUUGAGUUUCUUGUUUUGAUCUUCCCUCGCACAUUCUUCGUUGUAUUCGUUCGUAGGAUCCCGGUAGGCUUCGCCAAGAACAGUGUAAGUUGACUAAUUCAUUCAGUGAAGUUACUAGUGCUAAAUUUCCACUUUGCACCAAAUAAUGGAGAGUGAAUGAAACGCCUUCCACUAACAUGUCAUCAUCAAAUAAGUUGUGGGCUGUUGUUAAAAAACUCAAAGUAGAUGGUGAAGAAGGGGAGUAUGAUGCUGUUCCAGUUUCUUGGAUACAGCAACCAGGUGUUCUGAGGUAUCCUCUUCAAAGAAAGGGCACAAUCAUUCGUAUGGCGACAAAUGGAGAUCGCAUAGAUAGCGACGAUGAGUUUGAGGUUUUGGAUAUUGAAAUGUGUAAAGCCACCUAUGAAAACUUUGAUGAUGCAUACGAGGCCUGUAUCAGGAAGGCCCAUGGUCGAAGAUCAAAGUCUUCCUCAGAAAAUGAGGAAAAAGGGAGAGGAAAAAGGAAACGAAUUUUGAAGAAAUUCUCUGACGAUGAUGAUGAUGAUGCUUCUGCUGGAGAUGAAUUUUCAGCCGAUGAAUCGCUGCCAACGAAAGCUGAAGCUAAAGCAAUGGCUGCCAAGGCAUUUGUUCAAACAGUCAUGGAAAAAACCAGAAAUCUGCCUCCUCCAAAGCCUCCAGCAUUGGGACUCAACUCAAGCCAAGGUGAACGUGCAAAAAAUAUGGGCGGUCUUGUCCCAAGUAAACCGAAGUGUACCCAGCAUAAGAAUGUCCCCAAAACGGGCCAAUCUAAGCCUUUACUUCCAAACAAAUGCUCUGUUCUAGAUGAAAUUCAGCGUGCCGCACUUAUAAAACACCCAGUUCAGCCGUUAAGAGAUGAUCGUGAUGAAAGUCCUCACUUUGACUCUUCUUUUAUGGCAUUUAAUGCAGAUGGUCCUUCCGAUUUGAGUACGCCAAGGAACAAAGACCAUCAUGAAGAGAGCACUGCACCUGAUCUAGGCCCUGUCUCACAAAAUAUAGUUCCAAGUUCAAGCAAGAAUUCAAGCAAGAAAAGCAAACCCAGUACGGUGGUAGACAUUCGUUGUAAAACGGGGAAAAAAAUUAAGCAUUUCUGUCCGCUACGACUCAAAUGCUCAGAAUGAGAGGCAGUUUUCCAUGCCCUUUGCUCUAUCUCUGGUGAUCUAAACUAUCUGGUACAGGAGAUGAAAAGGGGAAAAAAAGGUUCGGAGCAAAGUCCAUUUGAACCAGUCCCAGCAGAGUGGGGAGAUCUUGAUUUUCCGGAUGGUUUCAAGGAUAACUUGCCGUUUCAGAGUUUGGAAGCAUUCCUAGAGUUUGACGCAAAACUUAAGGAUACUGAGUACUUUCUCUUGCUUAAGAAAACGUUUGCUUGGCAGUUUCGUCAUGAUGCCUACGUCACCAAAACGGCCAGAAAUUUGGUUAAAGAAUUGAUUGGCAAGGAUGCUAUCCCAGCGCAGUUCUCACUCAAAGGAGGACAUGGCAAUAAGAAGAAUGCCCCAACGAAGCUAAACUUUGAAACGUUGGCUACAUAUAAACUUGUGUUGAGUGUUGUGCGUACAGUUUGGAGAAGCCGAUGUGCUGACUUUGAAGAACAGGUCGAAAAAACACUAAAACAGUUUUUAGUUGACUGCAACCCAAUCCCUGCAAAAAAGAACUGAACUGAAUGAGAUUGGCAUUCUCUUAUAAUUGUCAAAAGUGAAACUAAUUUUAUUUUCUUAUUUAAGGUAACAGCAUCAGUACCCGGAAUGGUACCAGUAUCCGGAACGUCGCUCAGUUUUUCGUAAAAAAUAUUUUAUUUAUUUAUUUUAUUUUGCAACUUAUAGGAGGCCAACAAAUUUAGCGCUGUCCCACUUACCCCUAACUCGUAUAGCGAGGCACGCAGUAACUCAUGGUUCACUAUGUCGAAGGCUUUGCUCAAGUCAACGAAGACACAGAGCGUUAAUUUUCCUCUUUUGAGAUUGCUGUAAAUGUAACGGAGAAUGCUGUUUACAGCUAGCGGUAGGUACAUCAGUGCAAAAAGGGCAUCAGGUUUUCACAAAUUACACUCAGAGGGCGCCACCUUGCAAUAAGUGUGAUGGUCGUGCGCUCCUUCUAUUAUCUGUACCAUGCUUCUAUA